Molecule: messenger RNA, 3130 nt
Organism: Aspergillus costaricaensis CBS 115574
Lineage: Eukaryota; Fungi; Ascomycota; Eurotiomycetes; Eurotiales; Aspergillaceae
Product: putative DUF221 domain protein
Exons: 4
Coding region: 201-2714 (837 amino acids)
Cellular component (GO): plasma membrane
Molecular function (GO): calcium-activated cation channel activity
Source: RefSeq, a predicted model, not a curated record
UUCUCCAGUUCUGUUUUUCGCGUCCAAGCAACAUCCUCCAGGUCGCGAGUCCGUCUACAAUCUAAAGCGUGACCCAGGCCCCUGACGUCAGUUGUUUUUGACCUGCGCAUCCUCCCGAGCACAAACGUUUCCGAAUGCAUUAACAAAGCUGAACAUCAUCCACUACAUCCCCGGCGCAGAACAUCUGCUUUUGGAGCGUCAUGUCUCUCACGGAAUCCGCCGCGGCAGCCAUGCUGACCGCCGCGGUCGUGGUAGACAGUCCCAUUGACGUGCAUGAGCCUCGUUGGGAUGACCAGACGAGGGGCCGCGAUUUGUACACACAACUAGUGAUCAGUUUACUCGUCGGGCUCAGCGCCUUUUUUUCCUUCUGUGUUCUACGACCGAAAUGGACCGAACUAUACGCCGCUCGGCGACGACAACGCUGCGCAGCUUCAUACUUGCCCGAACUACCUGAUAGUUUCUUUGGCUGGAUACCUGUACUAUAUCGGAUCACUGAUGAGCAGGUGCUGGAGUCUGCAGGCUUGGAUGCUUUCGUUUUCCUCACUUUCCUGAAAUUCGCCAUUCGAUUCCUCUCCGCUAUCUUCUUCUUCGCCUUGGUUAUCAUUCUACCGACACACUACAAGAAUACCGGUAAAUCGGGGGUUCCUGGUUGGGAUGACGAUGAUGACGAGACAUUCGAUGGAGACAAAGACAAGAAGAAGAUCAUAUCGGAUCCGAACUACUUGUGGAUGUAUGUCAUUUUUACAUACAUUUUCACUGGGCUUGCUGUCUACAUGCUCAUCCAAGAGACCAAUAAGGUCAUCCGCACGAGGCAAAAAUACCUUGGAAGCCAGACCAGUACGACCGAUCGGACUAUUCGCUUGUCUGGGAUCCCUCCGGAUUUGGGGACCGAGGAGAAGAUCAAGGAUUUCAUGGAAGGCCUUAAAGUGGGUAAGGUCGAGAGUGUCACACUGUGUCGGGACUGGCGCGAAUUAGACCACCUGAUCGACGAGCGACUGAAACUUCUGCGAAAUCUCGAGCGGGCUUGGACUAGGCACCUGGGCUACAAACGGGUUAAGGCAAGUCCGAACGCACUGACCAUGAUGCACCAGCAGCCGCGUGGCUCUAGUAUUGUCUCAGAUGGAGAGAGUGAACGAAUCCAGCUUCUCUCUGAAGGAGGACGCGAUCAUGUUACGGACUAUGCACACAAGCGGCCAACAGUGCGCAUUUGGUAUGGGCCUUUCAAGCUACGCUAUAAGAACAUCGAUGCGAUCGAUUACUAUGAAGAAAAGCUACGUCGUCUCGACGAGAAGAUCCAGGUUGCUCGCCAAAAGGAAUAUCCGCCUACUGAGGUCGCCUUCGUCACGAUGGAGUCGAUUGCCGCGUCUCAGAUGGUUGUACAAGCCAUACUUGAUCCUCACCCCAUGCAACUGCUCGCUAGACUGGCACCAGCACCAGCUGAUGUCGUGUGGAAAAACACCUACCUUCCGCGCUCGAGGCGGAUGAUGCAAUCCUGGUUCAUCACUGUGGUCAUUGGCUUCCUGACUGUAUUCUGGUCGGUGCUUUUGAUUCCCGUUGCCUAUCUGCUUGAGUACGAGACUCUCCACAAGGUGUUCCCUCAAUUGGCCGACGCUCUUGCUCGGAACCCACUUGCCAAGUCCCUUGUGCAGACUGGUCUGCCGACCUUGGUCCUCUCGCUGUUGACUGUCGCUGUGCCUUACUUGUAUAACUGGCUCUCGAACCAGCAAGGCAUGAUGUCGCGAGGUGACAUUGAGCUGUCAGUCAUAUCGAAGACCUUUUUCUUCUCUUUCUUUAACCUCUUUCUUGUCUUCACGGUGUUCGGAACUGCGACGACAUUCUACGGGUUCUGGGAGAAUCUGCGAGACGCCUUCAAAGAUGCUACGACCAUAGCCUUUGCCUUGGCCAAGACUCUGGAAAACUUUGCUCCAUUCUACAUUAACUUCCUAUGUCUUCAAGGAAUAGGAUUGUUCCCGUUCCGACUCCUAGAGUUCGGAAGUGUUGCCAUGUAUCCCAUCAACUUUCUGGCCGCUAAGACCCCUCGGGAUUAUGCUGAGUUAUCCACACCCCCUACAUUCAGUUACGGGUAUUCCAUUCCGCAGACGGUUCUGAGCCUUAUCAUCUGUGUUGUAUACAGCGUGUUCCCUAGCUCAUGGUUGAUAUGCCUAUUCGGGUUGAUUUAUUUCACCAUCGGCAAGUUUAUCUACAAGUACCAGCUUCUGUACGCGAUGGAUCAUCAGCAGCAUUCGACGGGACGCGCAUGGCCGAUGAUCUGCAGUCGAAUUCUGAUGGGCUUGAUUGUUUUCCAGCUCGCGAUGAUCGGCGUGCUUGCCUUACGCCGGGCUAUUACGCGCUCUUUGCUUAUUGUGCCCCUCCUUAUGGCAACCGUAUGGUUCAGCUACUUCUUUGCACGGACCUACGAGCCUCUUAUGAAGUUCAUCGCUCUAAAGAGCAUUGACCGCGAGCGGCCUGGUGGGGGGGACAUCUCCCCGUCCCCGUCCUCGACCUUCUCUCCUCCAUCCGGCAUCGACCGCGAUUCUUUUCCGAUCCGCAUCGGUGGACAAGAACUUGGAUUGCGGCUGAGGAAGUAUGUCAACCCAAGCCUGAUCCUGCCUCUCCACGAUGCAUGGCUUCCGGGACGUACGAUGGUUCCGGAACUGCAGGGAGAACUGGAGCAUCGCAAUUCCGAAAACGACGCGGCCGAUGAGUCCGUCUGAGACUGCUUCAUAAGCGCCGAAGUGGACUGAUUCCACAAUAUCUCAGUCAAUCGAUCACUAACACUGCCUAUAUAUAUGUAUUACUUCCUAAUCACCCCCUUGUUGUAUGAGUUGCUUUCUCCCGCCAUGAUCUACGAUGCUAUGCCUUUGAUGUCAUAGAUGGCCAUAUACGCCUGAUAGUCUCACACUCUCGGGGUGAGACGGUCAAUUUUACGCGAUCAGAUUUAGAUGUCACUCAUCUUUGUUCAUAAUGGUUUCCUUAUCUCUCGUUUAGUGAUACCAGAAGCCUUCCUAUAGGAGGUUUCAUUCGACGCAUUGAUGCCAAAAUAGCUUGCAUGUACUAUCAACUUAUGUACUCUAGGGAGGAUUCCCGAUGCUCUUGUCGAUAUUUGCUAUUAAUAAACCUCGUAUCCCGG